AUGACGACGCUGGAAAAGAUCGGGAUCCAGGGGAUACGGAGCUACGGGGACGAGGAGGCGCAGGAGUUGGAGUUCGCAUCGCCCAUCACGGUGAUCUAUGGAAACAACGGGAGCGGCAAGUCGACAAUCAUCGAAUGUCUGAAGAUGAGUUGCACGGGGGACUUCCCCCCCAAUGCAGAUAAGGGAAAGUCAUUCAUACACGACCCAUUAAUAUCAAACAAAAUGAACAGCAGAGGAAAAAUAAAUCUGCUCCUAAAAAAUUAUAACAACAAAAGGAUUGGCAUCUCCAGAUCGUUCAGUCUAUUUUAUUGUAAGGACAAAAAUAAAAAAAUAAAACAAACCUUUAGAGCACUGGACAACAACAUAAUCAUAAAAAAAGGAGAGGGGCAAGAGGAUGUAAUAAUUACCAACAAAUGUCUAGACAUAAAUGAGCAUAUUCCCAAAUUAAUGGGGGUAUCAAAGGCCCUGCUGGAAAAUGUGAUUUUAUGCCACCAUGAGGAGAGUCUUUGGCCAUUUAGCGAAUCAGUAAAAAUAAAAAAAAAAUUCGAUGAACUUUUUGGAGAUGACCAUUUCUCAAAAAUCCUGGACGAAUUCACAAAAUGUAGAAAAACGAUGAAUGACGUUCUGAAAACGAAGGAAUAUGAGUUGGCAACUUUGAAAGAGCGCUAUGAGAAAAAGAAAAGCAUCGCUUUGGACAUCCAAAGGAACGAACAAGAAAUAGAAGAGUGUCAAACGAUUAUACAAUUGGACAAGGAAGAAAUAGAAGAGAGUUUUCUCAUUUUAAAUAAUUUAGAAAAAAAAAAAUCCUUGUUAAGAAAACUAACUUCCAGCAUUGAUAUGUAUUUUGCUAUCCAAGGGAAAUUUCUAGACGAUCUGCAAAAUUAUAAAUCUGUCGAGGAGAUAUAUGAGGAGGAUGCCUCCGAGUUAGAACACUUUGCUGAACUCUUUCAGAAAGACUUGGCCAAGUGUAACUCCCUAAUUGAACAAGUUAGUAAUGAGUUGGCCCUUCUGGAGAAGCAGACCUCUUUGCCUAUUCAUUCGUGUGACGAAGCGGAUGUAAAGCAGAGGGAUGAAAUCUGCUCCAAUUUAUUUCAUUUGGAGAAACGACGGGGGGAAGCGCACACUUUGAGCAAAGCCAUUUUAGAUUUGGAUCAUGCGUCCACCGGGAGUGGGAUGAAGAGGAGAAAUGCACGGAAGAACCUCUCUGAGGAGCACACCAGAGUGGGUUGCUUUAUCAAGGCGAACGAGCCAAUUUUGGGUGGUUUACUGGUUCAGUGGAGGGCCCUCUUUGGGGGAAAUGGCCCCAAAUGGGUGUUCCGCCGGGGGAGGGCGUCCACCAAUGUUGAGCAUAGCGAUGAUGGGCGUAGCGACGGUGAGAGCAUCCCUGGUGGGGACCAUACCAAUGAAACAAUCACCAGAGGAUGUAUCCCCUGCGUGAAACAAAUGCGCAAGAGACGCAAGGAAACCCUGGCCCUGCUCAGAGUCCAGGUGCAGAAACACGCCCGGGAGCGACUCCAUAUAAAGAGGAAAAAAGGAAUCCUCACUGAAAAAGCAAAAAGGUGGAAAAGGAAGGUAUCAAGGAUGGACAGAAGAAUUGCCACCAUGGAAAUGCACAAGGAUUAUUUGGCCACUUUCAAAGCGAGGGACGAGACGUACAAACAAAUUUGCAACCAUUUGCACAAAAUGAACCAGCUGGGAUGCGUCUACGACAGCAUUUGCUUGAGUGAGGCGAACUGCGCGAACACGACCAGUGAUAUGGAUGAUGACCUUGAGGGGAAGAAAAGACAGCUUAGGCAAAUAGAAAAAUUCAAGAAACAACUGGAACAGGUGCUGCUCCUUGGGAAACACUAUGAGAAAACCUUUCAAUAUUUUUUGUGCCUCCGGAGGGUGCGUCGCAAGGUGACAUCCUUCAUCGAUGAGCGGCGAGCCUUUCUUUGCGAACUGGGCAAACUACCCAAGGUAUGGCGCUCUAUAGGGAAGCCUAUCGGAGACUGGGCGGAAAAAGCGGAUUUGACAGAGGGAGUAGAAUACGGGCAGGAAUGCUCUACGGGGGAAGAGGAGGAAAAAGAAGAAGUUGAGGGGCAAGCCGAGCGGGGGGUCCAGGAAGAAAAGGAAAAAAUGGAAGACCCGAAUGAAGAGGAGCACGGGGGAGAAGGUAACCCCUCCAGCGCGCCACACGCAACACCGGAAGGAACAAAUAACUUGACCGAAAUAGCGAAAGUGGAAAGUUGCACCCCGUUAGAGAGUCCCUCCGGAGCGGAUUCGAGUAAAUAUCCCAACAGGGAGGAGUCCGCCCAUGGAGAUAUUUUCACUGGAGGAAUUUGCAAUAAAAGGAACAAACGGACAAAGGAUCCUGGCGAAGAGACCCAUAAUCGACUGAAACGGAAAAAGUUAUUCAAGAUGGAACGUCCCCCUGGACAAAGCUACCUGAACAAAUUAAACGAUGUGAUCAGCCAGUAUAUAAAUAAGUACGACAAUAAAAUGAAAGAGGUGGAAAAAGAAGCCUCCAAAUUGAAGGAAACGUUGUUACUGACUAGUGGAGCAUUACGGAAUGUGAGCGAGCGGGUAGGACGUUAUCCAAACGUACUAGCUAAGUUCUGGGGGAUGCUGGAAAAAAAUAAUUUUAAAAACGUGAAAGAUUUUUUCGUCCAUUUAGGUCAAGUCAGGAAGGACAUGAAGAAAAUCAAAAGGGAGAUUGUCGCUUUAAAAACUGAGGAAGAAUCACUGAGUCGUUUUAUACAGCAUGCCGAAGAGGGGAAGGCCUGUCUGCUGUGCAAAGGACCCAUUACAGAUGUUGCUCUGGAUAGGUUCACCUUGCCAGAUGUGCAUAAAGAGAAGGAAGGCAUAACCCUGGAGAUAGAAGACAAGGAAAAAACGCUCACAAAUUUAAGAGACCAAAAGAAAGAAUUGAUGAUUCUGUUAGAGCAUUACUAUAAGGAGGUUGAUCCCCUACACAGGGAAAGCGCCUCCCUGAGUGAAAUUAUUGACUCACUUAAAAACGAACUGUUGGAUCUGCAAAAUGGGGUAGAUAGCUGUUCCCAGAUGAUACAUAAAAUGAAUGGGAAGUGCCAAUUGAUGAAGCUUUUGCAGGAGAGAUGCGCCCAUCUGAUGGAGAUCGAAAUGGAUAUUUUUUGCGAGAGAGACGAGCUGGACGCGCAACGGUCCGAAGUGAGAGCUGCUCUGAGUGGGCUAAGAGAGAUGCUUAGCGAGGGGAAGCACCAUAUACAAGCCCUACAUUCAAUGCUAGAGUUGCUCGAAGGGGAAUCCGAAGAGGGAUCCUCACAGAAGAAUUUGUGUCAGCUUCUUCGUGAGUUUAUCCCUAACAUUACUCUCCUGUGUGAGUGUCAAGAUGUCCACCUCAUGGUGCAGGAAGUCAGUGCAAACAUGGAAGACAGCGGCAUCCUAUUUGGCCCGGAAGACAUGUUCUUCCAUCUCGGGGAGACAUUGCCAAAUAGGGUGGAGAGUAAGAUGCACCAUGUUGUGGUGGGAGAAAUAAGCCAAGACGAAGUGGGGAAAAAGUACACGGAGGACACCAAGUCGGGGGAGGGGCCAAGGAAUGAACCACACAAGAUAGCUAACCACUGCACUGAAUAUGUGGAAGCCCAUUCGAAGAGUUUUUACCCACAAAAAGGAGACUGCUAUGUUAAUUACGUAGAGCAUAAUGAAGAGGGAACGCCCCUCCUAAGUAACACCCCCGUGUAUGAAUCUUCCAAAUGCAAAGUGAACGAACCGAAAGAGAUAGGCAACCUCGAGUCAAUAGCCAUGAAUAAUCGCAAGUUCAUAGAGGCAUACGACAAACUUCAGAUGUACAUAACUUUGGAGGCACUGAAAAAGGAGCAGGAAAUUGACUUUUCAGUUCGAAUAAAAUCAGUCAUUCGGGAGAGGAAGGAAAUCAUUAGGACGAAGACAGAUGAAGCACAGCGCAGCGUAGAAAGGGAAAAACAAAUUAGGGAAACCAUCCAAAAAUCUCAAGAGUACAUCGAGAACCAUAGAUGUAGGAAGAAUCGUUUGUACAGAAGGCAAGAGGCAAUGGCGGCAAGAAUAAAAAAACUGCACCUGCGAGAUAAGCAGAUGAAGAGGAACAUUCGAGGGUGCAGGAAAGACAUGUUACUCCAAAAUAAAUUGUUUUACGUCAAAGUGGAGAUAGUGAAGCUGCUGCAGAGACUCAUAGCCGAUAUUGAACUUGACAUGGAAAAAAAGAAAGAGGAACUGAAGCAAGUGAAGGAGAAGAUACACAGUAACGAAAUUAUACAAAAUGAGUCAAACGAACUUGCAAAAAAAGUGAGCCAAAAGAAGGAGCAAAUUUUAUCUUUACAGGAAGAAAAAAUCAACAUCGAGAAAAUGCACCACAAUGUGGUUAUCAAUAUGAACUUAAAGAGAAUGCAGGAAAAGUUUUUACUCCACCAGAGGAAUUUUAUUUCCUCACUGAAGGAAUUUAGAAGCGCGUUCUUCUCGGCUGAACAGAAGGAGGAACAGUUCGAUAAAGUGAACACCAUUAUUGCUUUGCUGGAAGAAGUGUACCAAACCGAUUGCGAUAUUUACAAGUUUGUAGAGGAGAGCUUUUCCUUUUUGGACCACGAAAAGGAGUUACUCGAAUUAGUCUACGUGGAGGAAGAUAAAUUGAAGGAACAAAUGGAACUUCACUCGGAAGCCACGACCAGUCUGAAAAUGAAGGAAGCAGAAAUGAAGGGGAAAAUCGAGUUAAGGAGAGAAUACAUAGAUAAACUAACAUCCGAAAUGAAUUCCGACACCUAUGAUGAAAUAGAAAAGAAAUAUAAGGAAAAAAUGAUCGAAAUUUUUGUAUACAAAAAUAUCAUCAAAGAUAUCUGCAAUUUUUACAACUCCUUCGAUCAAGCAAUUAUUAAAUUCCAUUCUCUGAAGAUGCAAGAAAUUAAUUUGUCCAUUAAGAACUUAUGGAGGAGGGUUUACAACAGUGCCGACAUAGACUAUAUAUACAUAAAGUCAGAGGUGCAAACGGAAAAUAAUGGGAAAGUUCAUCAGAGGAGGUCAUAUAAUUAUCGCGUCGUCAUGGUCAAAGAUAACUGCGAACUGGACAUGAGAGGAAGGUGCUCCUCUGGACAAAAGGUCCUAUCCUCCAUCAUCAUUCGACUCGCUCUAGCGGAAUCCUUUUCCAUCAAAUGUGGAAUUCUAGCUCUAGACGAACCAACGACGAAUUUGGAUAAAUCGAACUCUAAAAAUCUGGCUAGUCUCAUUGCGAAUAUUGUAGACCUCAGAAAGGAUAGCUCCGCUUUCCAGCUUAUUCUCAUCACGCACGACACACACUUUGUCGAUGUGCUUUCGCAGUACGGGUUGACAAACUGCUUCUACAGGGUUAGAAAGGACCGCCACGGAUACUCGACCAUAGUCAGGGGAGAGCAUGAGUAUUAUAAAAGUGUGUGA
Messenger RNA from Plasmodium coatneyi, 5400 nucleotides. RefSeq lists its product as uncharacterized. The transcript is spliced from 2 exons. NCBI's taxonomy places the organism in Eukaryota, Apicomplexa, Aconoidasida, Haemosporida, Plasmodiidae. Gene Ontology annotation, cellular component: condensed nuclear chromosome; Mre11 complex. Gene Ontology annotation, biological process: telomere maintenance via telomerase; chromosome organization involved in meiotic cell cycle; double-strand break repair. Bases 1 to 5400 code for a protein of 1799 amino acids. The record is from RefSeq and is a predicted model, not a curated record. Gene Ontology annotation, molecular function: G-quadruplex DNA binding; ATP hydrolysis activity; single-stranded telomeric DNA binding.